AUGGCUGAGAUGGAGAAAGAGGGAAGACCUCCGGAAAGCAAGAGGAGCAGAAAGCCAGCUCACCCUGUGAAGAGGGAAAUUAACGCAGAGAUGAAGGUCCCGUCCAAUCGGCCCCUCCCAGGGGCGGGGCAGGCAGGCAAUCUCCAUGGCAACUCGCCCUACUUGAUGAGUUUUGCUGAAAACACCAUGAAUGAGUUACUUGGAUGGUACGGAUACGAUAAAGUGGAGUUACGAGAUUCGGACGACAUAGAGAUCCGCAACUAUCCUGACGGAGAAAUGCGGCAACACAUCUCUGUCCUGAAAGAGAACUCUUUGCCAAAAGCAUCCACAUUGGAGAACAGCAGUGGUUCUCCUCCACACGCCAACAGCUCUGGCUCUACUCCCACAUCACGCAAUGGAGUGACAGCCGAGUCGUCUGUAAACCCCUCCUCCUCAAAGGAGCACGGAGGCCUGCCAAUCAUAGUGCCCUUAAUCCCGCCCCCUCUCAUAAAAGCACCAGCAGAGGAGGACUCGUCUAAUGUUCAGAUCAUGUGUGCGUGGUGUCAGAAGGUGGGAGUGAAGCGUUAUUCUCUCAGUAUGGGCUCUGAGCUCAAGAGCUUCUGUAGUGAGAAAUGCUUCGCUGCCUGUCGACGUGCCUACUUCAAACGCAACAAGCUUGGAUAUGUGAGGAAUUGCAGUGCCAGAGAGGAGGAGGGUGUUCCGACCCACAGCUUGUCCAAAGACACGCCCAGACUUGUGCUCAAGACAAACAGCGAUGUGCUUGUCUGUGAUUGGUGCAAACACAUCCGCCACACUAAGGAAUACCUGGAUUUUGGAGCUGGUGAGAGGAGGCUUCAGUUUUGCAGUGCUAAGUGUCUGAACCAAUAUAAGAUGGACAUAUUCUAUAAAGAGACUCAGGCUGCUCUGCCAGGGGGUUUGUGUAACCCUCCUCUCCCCACCAGUGAUACAAAAUCAGAGAGCGGUGCGGGUGUACAGCUCCUUACACCUGAGUCCUGGAGUGCACCUCUGAGUGAGCUCCGCAGUCGAAAGGCACCUUCACCAGUGGGUGCCACUAUAGCUGGACCUUCUGGAUCCACGUCAGGGUCACCAUCUGAAGCUGGAACUGUGUGUUCCUCAUCGUCCUCAUCAUCUUCAUCAUCAUCAUCAACGAAAAUACCCACACCGCGGCCACACGAAAGCCCUUCUUUACCGCCACCUCAUCCACCAUCUAUAUCAGGGCUACAUCCAGCUCUGGGUAUGCCACCCGGCAGCCCACCUAUGGUCAUGACACCUCGAGGCCCAGUUCCUUUCCCUAUCUUCAUGGAGCACCAGAUGAUGCAGCAGAUGCGCCCUCCGUUUCUACGCCCACCAGGCCCAAACAGCCCUCAUUCCAAUCCCAUGAUUCCUGGCAUUGGGCCACCACCACCUCCACGGACUUUGUGUCCUCCAUCAAGCCCCAUGCAUCGCCCACUCCUUUCCCCCCAUUUACACCCUUCCUCUACCCCAACCCUUUCUGGGAACCCUCCAGGUAUAAUGCCCCCUCACCCUGCUGCCCACAUGCCAGGCUUGCCUUUCCCCCCAGUUAACAUGAUGCCAUCUGGUCCCAUCCCAGUUCCACCUAUUAUGAAUAUUGGCAUGCCUUCUCUGGCCCCCUUAGUGCCUCCACCAACGUUAUUAGUGCCCUAUCCAGUGAUUGUGCCAUUGCCAGUCCCCAUACCCAUACCAGUGCCCAUACCAUUUAAUCCGCAGCGGUCAGGUGACAGACCAGGAAAUGAUGGAACACUUCCAAACACUGCAAACGAGCAGAAAGAUUCAAAAGCACCACCAUCAUUUUCCUCUAGAGGAGAGGAGAGGGACUUUCAGAAAGCCCCUCCUAACUCAGACACACUUUCACCAGAAUUUUCCAAGCAGACGGAGCAGGGUAGGACAAACAUGGCAGAUUUGAUGGUUAAAAUGGAAAACUCUGGUAAAGGAAGUUCUGAACACUCACAUAAAGACACACCAGCAGAUGGAGUCAUUGAUCUUACGACCAGUCAUCGCUCCCGGCAACAGCUAGUGAUCCAGAGGGCUGUAACCUGUGUGCAGGUAAAAGCAGAGCCCGGGUUAAGUCCACCGCCUGCACUUUUGGGUGAAACUGAGUUGGAUGGGUCAACAAGUAUUAGCACAGGAACAGCAAAAGAUGACCACAGAGACACAUACAGUAAUGCUGAAAGCCCAUUGGCUAGUGUAGCUCUGCCUUGUGCUGACCCAUCCUACUGCAGCGGCACACCACCACUUUCUCAGCCAAUCACAUGCAGUGCCUCCAUUAUCCCUAGCAACAUCACCACCGCUAAGACUGAGCCUGGCUCUGCUACACCCUGCAAUGUGAUCGUUAAUGGGAGCUGUAAUUUGCCUCCAACAGAGAGUUUGAUCAGAACGCCUCCGUUAGAGCAACGCCCUCAGGUGGACACCUGCCGCAGGACGGCCACUGUGUGCGAUGAGCCUGCGGGGGCAGAUCUAGAAGGAGAGGACCUGAAAGAGAACAGUUGCCUAGCCACAGAAAAAGACUCGGCAGGUAAGAGAUGUUCAAAUGACCAGUCUGCUAUUACUACAGGCACAGGGGAUGAUAAAUCUCAGAGCCCUGAAGAUGACCCAUCUGGUGAGGACCAUGCCUACGCCUUGCCCCUCAUGCCCAAACCUGGCUGUGUCAUUCAACCAGUGCCCAAACCUGCUGAAAAAACUGCUGCCAUCUUGCCCUGUGGCUUGACAGCCCCAUUAACAGGAACUGUUCCAAUGGAAAUGGAGCCUCCACUGAAGAGAAGGUGUCUGCGUAUCCGCAAUCAGAACAA
Molecule: messenger RNA, 2807 nt
Organism: Danio rerio (zebrafish)
Lineage: Eukaryota; Metazoa; Chordata; Actinopteri; Cypriniformes; Danionidae
Gene: sobpa
Product: sine oculis binding protein homolog (Drosophila) a
Source: RefSeq, marked validated